AUGGAGAAACUGCUCUCCCGACGGGCACGCAGGAUGGGCCACCCCGGCCUGUGCGCUUUGGAGCUCAGGCCACCGCCGGUCCCCGAGCGUCCAGCAGGCCGCUGCCCCCAGAGGGAGGCACAUCCCCCGAAGGGCUCCCUGCGGCUCGGCUCGGGGCUGCUCAGUAGCCGGGCUGCAGGCCUGAUUCCUGCCCCCGCCCGGCCGCCCGCCCGGCCGCCCGCCCGGCCCUGGGCCCACGGGAGCACAGGUGGGAGCGGCCGGGAGCCUCCUGGGCCGGCGGGGCAGCUGUUCCCAGGCCGAGCGAGCCUUUGCAGCGGCUCCGUCCCUGCCCCCACCGAGGCGGCCUCUGUCGCGCGGACGGCCAAGCGACCUCUUGGAUCGGAGGCCUUCCUGCCAACCGUGCCCGGAACAGAUGGGGACGGGUCUCCUGGGCACGUCCAGCUGAGGCGGAUUUCACAGCAGGCGGAAGAGCAGGCGGGGGAGCAGACAAGCCAGCCCCUUCCCACGGCCACUUGGGAGGCCACACUGCUCGCCCAGCUGUCCCCCCUCUCCCUGCAAGGGCGGGGCCUGAGGCGGGGGCUCGGGCGGGCGGCGACAGCCUCCAGCCAGGCCUCGGGCGGCCCAGCUCCCUGCCCAUCCGGAUCCGCCGAGGGGGGGCCUGCCCGUCGUGUCACCGGACCCCCACCAGCCGCGGCACCAGGCCGGCCCCUCUCUAGGCCCGGCGCCCCCUCCCGCCCCCGCCGCCCCGUCCCUGCUCCCAUCUGGCCCCUCCCGACCUGUCCCCUUCUGCGCCCACCCCGCCUGGUCUUGCCUCUGUUUCCCCAUUUGCUCCACCCGCGUCACCCCCGUGAGUCCAGUCACCGCGUCUGGGAUCUGCUGCUCCUCUCCUGGCCCGUUUCUCGCCCCAGGGACCAGGUCCUCUUUCCAGCAGGGCGUGGCUCCGUCUCGCCCCGGCCUCGCUGUCGCCGCGGAAGGCGCAAGGUGCCUGGGGUUGGGCUGCCAGAACGAAAUACCACGGACCCACGGACGCGGCGGCUGAACCCACGGACCUUCAUCUCCCGCGACAGGGCUGGGAAGCCGGGCCCGGGUGCCCAUAGACGGGGGGCGCAGGCUUGGAAGGCCGCUGUCCUUGCCGUGUCCCCAGCCAAGGGAGAGUUCCCAUAAGGGUGCUAAUCCCUCCUGGGGCUCCCCCCGCGUGACCUCCCUGACCUAGGAGCCCCUCAAGGACCAUCGCACUGGGAUCAGAGGGUCCCGUCUAUGGGUUCCGGGGUGCGGGGCCCAGACGUUCCACCUGCGGCCUAUCCUGGAAGCCUAAGGACCCCUGAAGUAGAGGCUGAGGGUUCUGCUCAAAACAACCGUCCUCUGCACCGCUGUGUGAUGAGCAGGGCCCGGGCACAGAGGGCGCCUCGGGGGGAAGAAGGCCCGGGGUCUGCACCCCAGGAGCGCACAGUCACCCAGAGGAGCAGCGUCACGUCACGGGCACCAGGAGGGCGGGC
Messenger RNA from Nyctereutes procyonoides (raccoon dog), 1496 nucleotides. RefSeq names its product translation initiation factor IF-2-like. The record is from RefSeq and is a predicted model, not a curated record. The transcript has 4 exons. NCBI's taxonomy places the organism in Eukaryota, Metazoa, Chordata, Mammalia, Carnivora, Canidae. The coding region runs from base 1 to 1164 and encodes 387 amino acids.